Molecule: messenger RNA, 1241 nt
Organism: Manihot esculenta (cassava)
Lineage: Eukaryota; Viridiplantae; Streptophyta; Magnoliopsida; Malpighiales; Euphorbiaceae
Exons: 8
Coding region: 107-1231 (374 amino acids)
Source: RefSeq, a predicted model, not a curated record
UGGGGCCCAAAUGUUUUGCUAGUUCCGGAACCGGAGAUAUGUGAUAAUUUCAUGAUGGCACGCAAAGCACUCCAGUUGUCCACCGGAGCAACGAUCCCUUUUUUCCAUGGCUCCAACGUUCCCUCGAAAAUGGAAUUGGAUGCCAUCCUUGGUCUCCUCCAUAGCUCCAAUUUUUGGAGCUGAAACUAGAGCUCAUGGGUUUCGAUCAGCUGCUGCUUUAGAAGCAUUAACAAAAGCCAGAGAAGAGAAGAUCCCAAAUGUAGUGCUAUACAAUUACCCUUCUUUCUCCGGAGCCUUCUCCGCUUUGUUUGCAACCCUCUUCCACACUCGCCUCAAUCGCUCUUGCCUUGUCUUACCUUUCUCUUUGGUUGAGCCUCUCAGGGUUGAGGAUUUGACAUUUGAAGGACUUGAGAGCUGUUAUCUUCUUGAUUUUGUUGGUCCUCCAGGAUUUGCCUCUAAGCUUUCACGGCAAUCAAUGUGCGAGGUAAUAUGCUUUGAUCACCGAAAAUCAGCACUUUCAAGAAUUUCCUCUGCUGAAAAGUGUGCAGAGAAACUAACAUUUCAUGUUGAUAUUGAAAAGAGCAGCUCUAGUGUUGUAUAUAGCUAUUUCUGUAACAAGCUUGUAGCUAUGAUGUCUCAUAAUAGUAAGGGAGGACUGAACAGAUUGUUGAACGCAGAAGACCAAGACCGUGUAGAAAUGGUUCUUAAAUACAUUGAAGAUGUAGAACUUCGACGAUGGAGCUUACCAGAUAUUAGAGCCUUCAAUAUUGGACUAAAUGAAUGGCGCUCGAAGAUGAAUUUCAUUAGAAACCCAUUUAUGUUUGAAGAGUUGCUGGAGAUGAGUUCUGCCUAUUUAAUUGCCAAGGGAAAUUCAUAUAUUUCCUCUCGUCAAAGUGCUGCAAGCAAGUUAAUAGAUAAGGUUUUUAAAGUUCGAUUGGGUAGAGGAUUUUAUGGGGAGUGUCUGGGAGUUAGAGCAGAUGGCAAUUCCAACUUAAGCGAUGAAAUUGGGAGGCAGCUUAGUGCAAAAAGUGCUGCAGCUGGUCUAAGGCCCAUAGGAGCUGUUGUCUACAUGCAACGGAAUAAUCUUAAGAUGUGCUUAAGGAGUACAGAUAGUGAUACUGAUACAUUGGAAGUUGCAAAGGCAUAUGGUGGAGGUGGCUCACCAAGUUCUAGUUCCUUUAUUAUACGGAUGGAUGAGUAUAAUCAGUGGCUUUCAGACAGUGCAUCGUGAUUGCAUCUAG